UGGUGUGCAGAGGUAAUUGAUGUUAGGUGACUCAGCAAAUGAGCAGUGUUUUGGAACUUUUGGUGCGUGUGUGUGUGCGUGUGUGCGUGGGUGUGUGUAUGUGAGUGACUUCAGCUCCAGUCAGCUCAAUCCCUCUCAGUAUACACAAUAAUAACAUCCCAUUGGCACCGCCAAACACACUUCCCUAAAGGUACAAUUAAUAAUCAGAACAGAUCCCAGAGCAGUUCCUGCGCACAGUCACACAUCUGCAAACACACACACACACACACACACACACUUUUUUUCCACCACUCUCUCAUACACAAGCACAUGCAUGCUCACAGAUUUUCAUCAAUCUCACGACACGCCAUUAAAUAUCUCGCACCGGUAACGGUGAACUCCCACAACUCUUAUUCGGGAACAGACAUAAAUUAUCUAUUCCCCUCCAUGUUGGCUGCAACUCUCAAGUCAAGUCCUGUUGGACUUUUAGCCUUCAAUUAUUAAAGGAGUCAGAGUGGUAAACGUGUAAAAAUAACAUGGCUGGUGUUUGAUGGUUGAUAAAUGGUGUUGGUCCUGGGAGUGGCAGCAUGUUUGGUAACUUGUUUCGCUGUUGUUGUUGUUUUAUGCCUUCAAGGGAUGUUGAUAUACUGAAGUUAAUGAGAAGGGGGGAUGCGGGGGUUCGGGGGAUUGUCACUGAUGAGGUAUAGAUUUAAAGAUUUAUUCCUGACCAGAGGGGAUUGGAGGUUUUGGUUUCUGGCUUGCAUCUUUCUUUCUUUCUCCUCCUCUCAAAAAGAGUCAUGAUGGACUCUCCUUUUGCUGAGGCAAUGGGAAAUACUCCAGUGACAGCAUUGUUCAGGUUUCUCUCCUCUCCUCCAGCACUUGACUCCACUCUGAUUUGAGGAAGAGAGAGAGAGAGAGAGAGAGAGAGAGAUGAGAGAGAGAGAGAGAGAGAGAGAGAGAGAGAGAGAAGAGGGGGGUGGAGGAGUGGUGAUUGAGCGCAAAGGGGGCAGGACUUUUUCUCUCCGGGUCCUAUUAAGAGCAAACUUUGUGUUUUUGUUCUCCAAGUUCAGCUCAGUGCUCUCCAGCCUGCACACAGUUCCUUUCUGCUGCCCUUUUUCGUUCCCAUUUACAUUUUCUUUUUCUUGUUCUUCUCCUCAAUGGUUUUGUUUGCUCCCCUGUUGGCUACUACCGUGCGCCUUUUCAUGGGGGACUUGGACACCGGGAGGAUGCGCUUUUUGGAGCAACAAAUGCUCAAAGUUGUCUCUUGAGCCGGUCCCGGGUCGUUUUAGUUGGAUACAUAGAUGUUCUUCGGGCUGGAAUGAACAAUGGUGCGGAUCAUUGGUGCUCUGGCCGAGGGCAUGCUCUGCUUUCGGCUACUGUUGCUGUGCGUCGUGGAGUUGGAGCUGGGAGCCGGGCUUUCUACUUUCCAGGGUUUCUAUCUUCCACCUGCGAACGGGUCGCUUCUCACACCUGCCCGGAGGACAGACGGGGUGGUGCGGACCAUUGACCGGAUUUACCACGGAGGAGGGAAGGUGGGCUACCUGCUAUACCUGGAUGGGAGCCGGUUUCAGCUGGACAUGGAGCGGGACGACAUGGUGCUGUCGCAUCACUUCAGCCCCCAGUAUGUGCUCGCAAUGAUGGGGGACAGCCACGCGGCUUUGCAACGGGAGUGCGUGUACCGAGGGACAGUGGACUCCAACCCGGAGUCCCUGGCCGUCUUCAACCUCUGCGGCGGGGCUCUCGAGGGCUUCUUCGCCUUGGACCACGCGCGCUACACCAUCACGCCUAUCAUUAGGGCGAAGGGACACGAGCACAACGUGCGCGCCCUGCAGGACAAGGACGCGGAGAGCGCGCUCCACGUGUUCACGCGCGAACGUUUCAGCUUCGAAGCCAUGCGCGAGGGGCGCGAGAGCUGCGGCACGCGCGAUGAGCGCAGAGGACGCAGGGAUGCGGCGGGGAGGCGCCGGCACAGAGGUCGCGCGACGGGGAGACGGGACAGAGAGGCGCUCGCGGAGGAGAGCGCUGGUGGCCACGGCGCGCGCGGGCGAACACGGUGGAGCCGGCUCGCCAACGCGGCUGCGCCGGUGCAUGGCGCGCGGAGCAAGAGGUCGGUCUCUCGCGCCAGGCACGUGGAGCUGCUCCUGGUGGCCGACGACACCAUGACCAAGAAGUACGGCAAGGACUUAAACCACUACCUGCUCACACUGGCCGCCAUCGCCUCCAAGCUGUACGGCCACGCGAGCAUCGAGAACCCCAUCCGGCUGACGGUGGUGAAAGUCACCGUGGUCACCGAGAAGGAGAAGGGGCUCGACGUGUCCAAGAACGCGGCGGCGACCCUGAAGAGCUUCUGCAAGUGGCAGAACCAGCAGAACCAACUGGACGACGACCACCAGCAGCACCACGACGCCGCCAUCCUCUUCACCAGGCAGGACCUCUGUGGCCACCACUCCUGCGACACCCUCGGCAUGGCGGACGUCGGCACCAUCUGCUCCCCGGAGAGAAGCUGCGCUGUCAUCGAGGACGACGGGCUUCACGCUGCGUUUACUGUCGCGCAUGAGAUAGGUCACCUGCUGGGCCUGUCCCACGACGACUCCAAGUUCUGCGAGGAGCGCUUCGGGGUGAACAGCGACAAGCGGCUCAUGUCCUCCAUCCUCACCUCCAUCGACGCCUCCAAGCCCUGGAGCCGCUGCACCUCGGCGACCAUCACGGACUUCUUUGACGACGGCAACGCCGAGUGCCUCCUGGACUCCCCGCGCACCCCCCUGCUGGGCCCCGAGGAGCUCCCGGGGCAGAGCUACGACGCCGUCCGUCAGUGUCGCCUGGCCUUCGGCCCCGAGUACACCGUCUGCCCCGGCAUGGACGUGUGCGCCCGCCUGUGGUGCGCCGUGAUCCGCCACGGACAGAUGGUGUGUCUGACCAAGAAGCUGCCGGCCGUGGAGGGAACGCCCUGCGGGAAGGGGCGCAUCUGCCUGCACGGGAAGUGCGUGGACAAGACCCGCAAGAGGUACUACUCGGCGUCCAACCAUGGCAGCUGGAGUUCCUGGGGUCCUUGGGGUGCGUGCUCCAGAACAUGCGGAGGCGGGGUGCAGUUUGCCCAACGCCUGUGCAACAACCCGCCGCCGCGGAACAACGGGCGCUACUGCACAGGAAAGCGAGCCAUUUAUCGGUCCUGCAACGUCCCACCAUGUCCUGCAUCAAGUAAGAGUUUCCGGCAGGAGCAAUGUGAGGUGCGCAACGGUCCCCAGACGGAUCCGAAAGGGGUGAAGACCUUUGUUGAGUGGGUGCCUAAGUACGCUGGAGUCCUCCCCAAAGAUGUGUGCAAGUUGACCUGCAGAGCAAAAGGAACGGGAUACUACGUGGUGUUCGCUCAGAGGGUGGUCGAGGGGACAGAGUGUCGUCCUUACAGCAGCUCGGUGUGCGUCAAAGGGAAGUGUAUACGGACAGGCUGCGACGGCAUCAUUGGCUCCAAGCUCCAGUUCGACAAGUGUGGUAUUUGUGGAGGCGACAGCACCGGAUGUAUACGCGUUUUGGGCAACUUCACGAAGAAGAGUAAAGGCUACACUGACGUGGUGAAGAUCCCUAUCGGCUCCACCCACAUUAAGGUUCGUCAGCACAAGGCCAAGGACCAGAUCCGCUACACCGCCUACCUGGCUCUCCGACGACCCAACAAAGAGUACCUACUCAACGGCAAGUUCAUGAUCUCCACCUCUGAGACAAUCAUCCCACUCAACGGCUCUGUGCUCAACUACAGCGGCUGGAGCCAGAGGGACGAGUGGCUUCACAGCAUGGGUCCCGGGGCACUCCAAGAAUCCUUGGUGGUCCAGAUUCUAGCGACGGAUGCUAAAAAGCCCCUGGAUGUUCGUUAUAGUUUCUUUAUGCCCCGACGGACAGCCCCACAGCAGCCGUCAGCUCCGCUCAUCCCCAACCCGAAGUCCACCCCUGUUCAGAGCACUACAAGAGUCUCAAGCACGACAAGAAUCUCCACCAGUACCACCACUACAUCUUCCACCGCUCCCUCCGUCCUGGUCCCAGGGGCACCAAGCGCUCCCGGUCCCUCCACCCCAACCCCGGGGCCCCGUUGGGUAACGGGAGCAUGGAUGACAUGCUCCAGGACUUGUGACACUGGCUGGCAGAGCCGGACUGUGCAGUGCAAGGACCAGGAUGGGAAACUGUCCAAGGGCUGCACGUUAGGUGCCCGACCCUCUGCCUUCAAACACUGUCUGGUGAAGAGAUGUUGAGGCAGACAGAGAGAGAAAAUGAUACGUGGGACAAUAAACAUUUUGUAGGAAGGAGUUUAAUCUGUACAUCUGAUAAAGGUCUCAAGUGCUGGAUGUUGGACUAUGGACCAAUAACUUUUAAGAACCUUAAACAGGACUGUGAAUGUUGGCUAAAAGCGCCUGGACCAGAUACGCAAAGAGACCCAGACACAGAUUGUCUUGGAUGUACCCGACUAUAUGCCAGAUAAAUGUUCUGGAAUCAUAGUAGCGAUGCAGAGCACAAGUAAAACGGUGGACAGUGUCCGUAUCAUAGUGGCAAGUAACGCCCUGGCGUAGCUAAGGACUUAAAUUGCAUGUAAUUUCCACAUGGACAGUAACUGAUUGUCUUUACUCCAGUCUCCAAACCCCUGGAGGCUCAGUGUGUCUUGCCCUGUAAUGGCAUGCCUGUCGUGUUUUUUUUUUUGUAUUCUAUGCUAAUCACUGUUUGUGUCCGAGAGACGAGAGCCCUGGCAAUGGGAAGCACUCGUUAUACACCUCGUCGUCAUGUCUGUCCGAAUCACAGCUCAGUCCUACUGCGACAUUUCAGUCACUGAACUGCUCAAAAAAUGGGGCAGUGUUGAAAUAAUGAACUCACCGGAUUGAACAAUCUUCGUAGCAACAAAUUAUGUAAACCCAACAAUUGAUCAGGAUGUCUAUUUCAUCAACCAACUUGAGGGCAUCCUAAACUAAAAUGGUGGUCUCCUUACCUUCUGGCUGCCUACCAAUACUCUUCCCGUAAAUACUUUUAUCACCCAUUCAAAGACCAAAAUGUCCAAAUUACAGGGGAUACGCAUACGUAUGAUGAAGGUGCUGGAUCAGGGCUACAAUUAAGCCCCAACGAUAGGCGUUCUGUGUCUUUAUUUGACAGAUAUGUCCGGCUGAAAAAUGGAGAAGCAGCACAAGAAGAAGGGCAGACUUAUCAUGAACCAUUUCCCGUAGUGGUGACCAAGAAUGAAUGGGUGAACCCAGACAUUUGGUUAAUGGACGGCGCGUUGCGUCCCUUAAACUGUUUAGACACGUCUCUGCUCAAGUCCAGAAGGCACGAGUCACCUGUGCAGCGUUGAUACAGCAGCAUGGUGUGAGGGCAGCAAACGGUCCAGUAUGGAAGCAUACGGUGGCCUUCAGGGGACAAACCUUAUAACAGUUCAAUUGAAAAAGGGGCAAAGUAACCACGACACCCCUUAACAUUUACAGAGGUUAAGGAUGACUCACAGGUUUGGGGCAAUGCUUGAUUAUUUGUGUGUGUGUGUGCAUUUAUAGUAUGUGGGUGUGUGUGUGCAUCCAGGCCUGUGUUUGAAGUGCAUACAGUAUGUCCGUGAACAUGUGCGUCUUGAAGCUCCUCUCUCAUAUCCGUUUGUAUCAGUCAAUAUGCUGGUGCUGGGAGGUCUGGGACCUUCGUGUUUUGUUGUGGAGGUCAAUAUCUGUUUGUUAGUCUGUUUAUCUGUUUAUGUAUGACAAUGUGAGCCCUGGAUACUCGCAACGACAGCAAGAGGGAUACUAAUGCAGUCAUUAAUGUCCUUUUUGUAAUUCUCCUCUUUCUUUUCAUCACUCAUUCUCUAUGUUACUACUUUACAUCCUGUGUUUGCAAAUUAUUGUUUUAUCCGUUUCCAAUUCUGAUUGUGCCACAUAAUAGAUGAUUUUACGGGUCAGUUCACCCAAAAUACAAAGAAUUGGGUAAUUGAGAUAGCCUUCUGGUGCAACCAGCCCAGUCAAUGAAUGGAAUUCCCUUUGCGGUGGUCACUUCAGAAACAAUGCCUCGUUUACUUUAGACAAUCCACAGACCUCACUGUCAACAAUGUAUGUGGAACUACUUCCUGCGAAAGAAAUAGCGCCAAUACUGGACAAUGAUUGUGGAAAGUAGUAAUGCUGUUGAUUUUAAGAAAUUGUUUGUUAAGAAAUAGAUCUGAAGAAUGAUACCACUCUCAUGCCUGUCCUUUAAAUAUGAAGCCAAAGCCAGGAAGUGGUUAGCAUAGCUUAGCAUUAAGACUUGAAGCAAGGGGAGAGAGAUUGUGUCCAAAGAACAAAAAUAUGCUGAAUACAGCUUCAUAUUGUUUGCUUAAUCCGUGCAAAAAUUGCCCAUUUUCACUUUUAAUGCUAAGCUAACGCACGGCUGGCUCUAGCUUCAUAUUAAACAAACAUAUAUGAGUGUGGUAUCAAUCUUCUUGUCUCACUCUCAAGAAAGUUAAUCAGAAUGUAAAACUUACUUUUUUUUAAUCAGUAAAAUCACUAGAUACCACUAGGCAUAACUGAGGAGAUUGGCUUUUAGGGUUAUUUUGGGAAACUCAUUCCUUAAAAUCCUCCUCACAAUGUCAUGCUUUGAUUGGGUUAUGUAAUCAAGGAUACAUUAAGAGUGUAGACAAUGUACAUCACAUAUCAAGUGGACUUUUAAAAAUACCUGCCUGUAAUUGUUUGCAGCACAAAUUACAUGUUCCUGUGUGGCAAGCCUCACCCGUCUGGCACCAACCACGAGGAAGGUCUUCAGAUAGUGCAUGACCCGGGUCAACAUACCACUCACACAGUGUACUCUCUUCUUCCCUCACACAUUCAGAUUUAUUUACACAAUGUAGACAUUUUUGUACAAUGAGUAGAUCUUUCAUAUACGUGUUAGUAUUCAACCAUAUUUACACAGAACUGCCACACAUACAGAGACAUCAAAACAACCCAUCAGUUACACAGCAUUUUGAGUAUUUCAGAAACCCUCACACACACACACGCACACACACAUAUACACCUAUACACACAUACAAACACAACAAUCUACUCGACUCUUCCAGUGGGGAAACCCCUCUCGCUGAACGACAGAAACACAGCACUGAACUUGUAAUUUAUUGUUUGUACAACUGGUAUGUGUGUGAAUAAAAAAAACAAUGAGAUGA
Messenger RNA from Cyclopterus lumpus (lumpfish), 7111 nucleotides. It is a transcript of the gene adamts5, whose product is annotated as A disintegrin and metalloproteinase with thrombospondin motifs 5. The transcript is spliced from 8 exons. The record is from RefSeq and is a predicted model, not a curated record. Gene Ontology annotation, molecular function: zinc ion binding; metalloendopeptidase activity. Bases 1305 to 4217 code for a protein of 970 amino acids. Gene Ontology annotation, biological process: proteolysis; extracellular matrix organization. Lineage: Eukaryota; Metazoa; Chordata; Actinopteri; Perciformes; Cyclopteridae.